ACACGUGUGGCAGGGAGUAUGACUGGCACCCUCUCCAGCCCCUCCCACAGCCCUUCCCUCCCUCCUCAGUCAGGGGGGAUCAGCUUCUGGAGGGACAGACAGAGAGAGGCACCGCGGCUGCUGUUCAGGUGCCCGCUGCAGCCAGGAUGCCCCGCGUCCCCUGCUCUGCCCUCCUGCUCUGGGGGCUCCUGGGGACCCUCCAGGCCCAGCAACAGGAGGCUGUGUCCCCUGAUGCUACCAUCAGCAGGGGUUGCCCAGAGAAGGCCGACUGCCCUGUGCACGUGUACCUGGUGCUGGACACGUCGGAGAGCGUGGCCAUGCAGCCGCCGAUGGACGGGCUGCUGCUGCACAUGCAGGAGUUUGUGCAGCAGCUGAGCAGCCAGCUGCAGGACGAGCUGUACCGGGGCCGCGUGGCCCUCAGCUGGCGGCUGGGCGGCCUGCACUUCUCGGACCAGGUGGAGGUGUUCAGCCCCGCGGGCAGCGACCACGCGGCCUUCCUGGCGGGGCUGCGGGGCGUGCGCUCCUUCCGCCGCGGCACCUUCACAGACUGCGCGCUGGCCAACGCCACCCGGGAGCUGCGGCCGCUGGCCGCGCAGGGCGCCGUGACCUUCGUGCUGGUGCUGACCGACGGCCACGUGACGGGCAGCCCCUGUGGCGGCGUCAGGCUGCAGGCCGAGCGGGCGCGGGAGGCCGGGCUGCGGCUGUUCGCGGUGCCUCCGGGGCGGCGGCGGCAUGAGCCCGGGCUGCGCGAGCUGGCCAGCACCCCCCUGGAGCUGUACCGCAGCGACUACGCCACCAUGCGGCCCGACUCUGAGAUCGACCAGGACACCAUCGACCGCAUCAUCAGGGUCAUGAAACAUGAAGCCUAUGGAGAGUGUUACACAGUGAGCUGCCUGGAGAUCCCCGGGCCGCCCGGCCCCAAGGGCUACCGAGGACAGAAGGGUGCCAAGGGCAACAUGGGGGAACCUGGAGAGCCCGGCCAGAAGGGGCGCCAGGGGGACCCCGGCAUUGAAGGCCCCAUCGGAUUUCCAGGACCCAAGGGUGUGCCUGGUUUCAAAGGAGAGAAGGGUGAAUUUGGAGCUGAUGGCCGGAAGGGAGCCUCUGGCCUGGCUGGCAGGAACGGAACAGAUGGGCAGAAGGGCAAGCUGGGACGCAUCGGACCUCCUGGCUGCAAGGGCGACGUGGGGAGCCGGGGAGCUGAUGGAUACCCCGGGGAGGCGGGCAGUCCUGGGGAGCCCGGAGACCGUGGAGCCAAGGGGGACCCUGGCCGACCUGGACGCAGAGGGCCCCCAGGGGAGAGCGGGGCCAAAGGCAGCAAGGGUUACCAGGGCAACAGUGGAGCUCCAGGCAGCCCAGGCGUGAAAGGAGCCAAAGGUGGACCUGGGCCCCGAGGACCCCGAGGCGAGCAUGGCCGCAGGGGGGACCCCGGGACCAAGGGCAGCCCAGGCAGCGAUGGCCCCAAGGGGGAGAAGGGUGAUCCUGGCCCUGAGGGGCCCCGAGGCCUGGCUGGAGAGGUUGGCAGCAAAGGGUCCAAGGGAGACCGUGGUGUGCCUGGACCCAGGGGACCCCAGGGAGCUCUCGGGGAACCUGGGAAGCAGGGGUCUAGGGGAGACCCCGGGGACACGGGUCCCCGUGGAGACUCAGGACAACUUGGCCCCAAGGGAGACCCUGGAAGGCCUGGAUUCAGCUACCCUGGCCCCCGAGGAGAGCCCGGAGAGAAAGGCGAACCAGGUCCCCGUGGCCCUGAGGGAGGAAGAGGAGGCUUUGGCCUGAAAGGACAGCCGGGAAGGAAAGGAGACAAGGGAGAGCCUGCGGAUCCUGGGCCGCCCGGAGAGCCGGGCCCGAGGGGUCAGAGAGGAGCCCCAGGACCUGAGGGAGAACCAGGACCCCCUGGAGACCCCGGGCUCACGGAGUGUGAUGUCAUGACCUACGUGCGUGAGACUUGUGGCUGCUGUGACUGCGAGAGGCGCUGUGGAGCCCUGGACGUGCUGUUCGUCAUCGACAGCUCCGAGAGCAUUGGCUACACCAACUUCACGCUGGAGAAGAACUUCGUCAUCAGCGUGGCCAACAGGCUGGGCGCCAUGGCCAAGGACCCCAAGGCAGACACCGGCACGCGCGUCGGCGUGGUGCAGUACAGCCAUGAGGGCACCUUCGAGGCCAUCCAGCUGGACGACCCUCGCAUCAACUCCAUGUCCAGCUUCAAGGAGGCCGUCAAGAACCUGGAGUGGAUCGCAGGCGGCACCUGGACGCCCUCGGCCCUCAAGUUCGCGUACGACCGGCUUCUCAAGGAGAGCCGGCGCCACGGCACACGCGUCUUCGCCAUGGUCAUCACGGACGGGCGGCACGACCCUCGGGACGACGACCAGAACCUGCAGGCGCUGUGCGGCCAGGACGUGACGGUCACGGCCAUCGGCAUUGGGGACAUGUUCCACGAGCAGCACGAGAGCGAGAACCUGGCCUCCAUCGCCUGCAACCAGCCCCAGAACGUGCACAACAUGACACUCUUCUCAGACCUGGUGGCCGAGAAGUUCAUCGAUGACAUGGCCGACAGACUGUGCCCCGACCCCCAGAUCGUGUGCCCAGACCUGCCCUGCCAAACAGAACUGGCGGUGGCGCAGUGUACACAGAGGCCCGUGGACGUGGUCUUCCUGCUGGACGGCUCAGAGCGGCUGGGCGAGCGUGGCUUCCGGGCGGCACUGGGCUUCGUGGAGGCGGUGGCUGGGCGGCUGACCUUGGCGCGGGGCGCGGCUGACGCCCUCAACGCUCGCCUGGCGCUGCUGCAGUUUGGGGGUCUGGGGCAGCAGCAGGUGGCCUUCCCGCUGACCCACAACCUGACUGUCGUGCGGGAGGGGCUGGCGGCCGCGCGCUACCUGGACGCCUCCUCGCAGGUGGGCGCGGGCAUCGUGCACGCGGUCAACCAGCUGGUGCGGCCGGGCCGCGGGGGCGCGAGGCGCCACGCCGAGCUGGCCUUUGUCUUCCUCACCGACGGCGUGACCGGCCGACUGGGCCUGGACGAGGCUCUGGGCGCCAUGCGCAAGGAGAACGUGGUGCCCGCUGUGGUGGCCGUGGGCGGUGAUGAGAACCGCGAGGUACUGGCCGCCCUCAGCCUGGGGGACGCGGGUGCCGUGUUCCGCGAAGACACCUUUGACGCGCUGCUGCAGCCCCGCUUCCUCGACACGUUCGUCCGCUGGAUCUGCUAGACCCGGCCCAGCCCGUGGCCCUUGGGGUCCCUGCAGCCCCCUGCUCAGCCCAAGGGGUCCCCGGUGCCCACAGUCCCUGGUCCCCCCGGCCCCUGUCCCCAGAUCAGCCUCAGGGUCCCGGGCAGCUCGGUCCUGGCCUCCCAUCCUCACCUGUCCCCCAGUCAGCCCCAGGGUCCCCGGGCCUUCGGUCCUGCCCCCCAUCCCCUGUCCCCACCAGGUUAACCCCAGGGCCCCCAGCCUUCGGUCCUGACCCCCCAUCCCCACCUGCUCCCCAGCUCAAACCGAGGUCCCCAGCCCCACAGUUCCGGUCCCCUGCCUCCCAGCUUGGCCCAUGGAGUCCCCGGUAUCCCUGUUCUCAUUGUCCCCCACCUCCCCACCAGGCUCAGCCCGCAGGGUUCCCAAUGCCCUGUCCCCAGCCCCUGCCCUGCCAGCUGGUGCCACCCCUUCACCUCUGUCCUCCAUCACCAUGUCCCUGGCCAGCCUCAGCUGUGAGCACAGACCCUGUCCCACCCUCCUAGCCCUAAUAAAGGUUCUGAGCCACCA
Messenger RNA from Erinaceus europaeus (western European hedgehog), 3743 nucleotides. It is a transcript of the gene COL6A2, whose product is annotated as collagen type VI alpha 2 chain. The transcript is spliced from 28 exons. NCBI's taxonomy places the organism in Eukaryota, Metazoa, Chordata, Mammalia, Eulipotyphla, Erinaceidae. Bases 147 to 3200 code for a protein of 1017 amino acids. The record is from RefSeq and is a predicted model, not a curated record.